AUGUUUCGGAAAGUCAUAUUGGACUCAUCUUCCCUGCUCAUAGAAAUAAAUCCAACAAACUUGAACUUAGCACUCGAACACUUCUCAGAAGCCAUCAUCGCAGCAGCCAGUGCAGCCAUCCCGAAGACAAAAAACAACACCAACGCCAACAUCAAAUAUAAUCCAUGGUGGAAUGAAGAAUGCUCACAAGCUGUGAAAGACUGCAAACAUGCUUUCAACCGGUACAAAAAACACAAAACCGCAGAAAACCUUAUCAACUUCAAGAAAUACCGAGCCGUAUCCCGUAAGAUCACAAAGGACAGUAAGAGACGAUCAUGGAUAAACUAUACCUCAACUCUUAAUCCACAUACCCCUCCCUCAGCAAUUUGGAAAAAGAUAAGAGCUAUCAAAGGUUCAAACCAACACUCCUCAAUGCCAGCCUUAAAUAAGGAAGACAACUCUAUCUCCACCGACCCAAACGAAAUAUCCGAAAUCCUGGUAACGACUUUCCAGAAAAACUCCAGUGACUGCAACUAUUCAAAACAGUUUCAGAUCUACAAACAGAAAACUGAUUCUAACGCGUCGAAGCCUCCAAUCAUAGUCCAAGAAACACCUUACUCCUCCAACCUAAAUUCUCCUAUCCAAUUUGAUGAACUGCUAUACUUCCUAAACAAAUGCUCGAAUACUAGUCCCGGACCCGAUGGAAUACCCAACAUCUUCCUUACCCAUCUUCCACAAGAGGCGCUUAACUACAUACUUGCAAUAUUCAACUGCAUUUGGUCCCACAACAUCUUCCCAACCAAAUGGAGAGAAGCGGUUGUCAUCCCAGUCUUGAAACCAGGCAAAACUCCAACGGACCCCAACAGUUAUCGACCGAUUGCUCUAACAAACACAAUGUGUAAAUUAAUGGAAAAAAUUAUAAACUAUAGACUCCGAUGGUACUUAGAAUCAAGGCACCUCAUCGCUAAACAACAAAGUGGCUUUCGACAAUUUCACUCCACAUAUGACCACCUAAUAAACCUGGAAAUGAAUGUAUGCGACGCGUUUGCUAAUAACCAGUAUGCAACAGCUGUUUGCUUAGAUAUAGAAAAAGCGUAUGACAUGGUCUGGAGAAACCGAAUCCGAAGAAUUCUCCAGAAUUUUGGCCUUUGUGGAAACAUCCUUAAUUUUAUCAGUAACUUUCUAUCUAUAAGAACUAUCCAAGUUAGAGCCAACAACGUCCUAUCCACUACAAAAAUUCUAGAAAACGGAGUACCUCAAGGCUCCGUCUUAAGUGUUUCGCUAUUCCUAAUCGCUAUAAAUGACAUACUGGACAACAUACCAGUCCCGGUCAAAGGACUUUUAUUUGCUGACGACUUAACCCUAGUAUGCAAAGGAAGGAACCUUCAUACUACCCAGACCCAACUACAAGAAGCACUAGAUAAAUUGCAGAAAUGGUCACUCACGUCAGGGUUCAAAUUUUCUUCCACCAAGUCUAAAAUAAUUACCUUCAGCAGAAAGAAACAAUAUGCGAACAUAAAACUAACUCUCGAUAAUUUGAUAAUCAAGGAAACAUCCUCUAUCAAACUAUUAGGAUUAACAUUUGACUCUCAGUUAACAUGGACACCUCAUAUUAAUAAACUCAAAACUGAUAGCUACCAACGACUAAACAUACUUAGAACAAUAGCUGCAAAUAACUGGGGAGCCGACCUCAAAACCCUACUCCUAACGUAUAAGGCAAUAGUGAGAUCAAAACUGGACUAUGGAUCAAUCAUAUACAACUCAGCCAACACCAACAUAGUAAAGAAAUUAGACCCUGUACACAACAAUGCUCUCAGAAUAACAGUGGGCGCCUUCCGCACUAGCCCGAUCAACGGCAUCCUUAGUGAAGCUUCAGAACCUCCAUUACGAAUUAGAAGAAAAUACCUAAGUAUCAAAUUUGCAGUCAGAAUUGCCUCCCACCCACAGAACCCAGUCUUCCAUAAUGUAUUCAGAAAAAACAACCUAAACUACUUGCAACAAAGGAAAAGAACACCCCAUCCACUCUGCUACAGAAUCAGUAAUUAUCUGAAGGAGCUUGGCAUGGAAAUCCAGCUCACAUCGAGCAGAUCCAUCCCCAGCAUCCCUCCGUGGACCUUUCCAAGAAUUAGCACUAACACCUCUCUACUGAACUACAGUCAAAAGAAAUCUGAUCCAAUCAUGCUAAAGGCUAUGUUCCAAGAAUUGGAAGCGGGACUCGCAAACCGCGUGCAUAUAUACACAGACGGGUCCAAGACACCAUUCGGAUCCGGAUACGCAAUUGUCAGGAACCAGUCAACCGAAAAAGUUAAACUCCAUCACAAAACACCUAUCUUCCUAUGCGAACUUCAAGCAAUUAAACACGCCAUCAAAUCAACUUUAACCGACCAAAAUACAAAUUUUGCAAUUUUCUGUGACUCCACAAGCGCCAUCUCAGCAACACAAAAACUAUGGACAAGCAACCCUGUCAUCCAAGAAUGUCAAGAAGCCUACACCAGAUCGAGCCAAAAGAACAACUCAAUAACAGUAAUAUGGAUUCCUUCCCACAUUGACAUAACCGGCAACGAAAAAGCGGACCGUGCAGCUAAAGAAGCAGCCAACUCAUCCACCCCCAACCACCACGACAACGGCACUCACCUGGAAACGUUACUCUCCAUUCUCAAAGAAAAAAGUAAAAACUGUUGGAACAAAGAGUGGAGCACAUCAACCAAAUCCCGUACAAAAUUAAUCAAAAAUGACUUCUAUGAAAAAUCCAUUACCUGGAAAUUACCCAGACCAGACCAAGUGAGAGUAUCACGAAUCAUUAUAGGCCACACCAAACUGACCCAUCAACACCUCCUCCAAAAAACAGGCCCACCAAUAUGCGAAACAUGCAAAGACCUCCUAACAAUAGAACACAUCAUCAUCCACUGCAGAAAAUAUAUUCCAAUCAGGCAACGGCUCAACAUAAAACCAACCCUAAAGGACAAUCUGAAGGACAACACAUCGACCCAAAAUCUAUUACAGUACCUCAAAAUUACCAAAUUGUACAACAAACUCUAA
This is a messenger RNA of Colletes gigas, 3018 nucleotides long. RefSeq lists its product as uncharacterized. The transcript has a single exon. Bases 1 to 3018 code for a protein of 1005 amino acids. The record is from RefSeq and is a predicted model, not a curated record. Lineage: Eukaryota; Metazoa; Arthropoda; Insecta; Hymenoptera; Colletidae. Gene Ontology annotation, molecular function: nucleic acid binding; RNA-DNA hybrid ribonuclease activity.